GUGAUGCAAUUGCUGUCCAUUACAGGAAGCACUUCAGUGCUCACCUCAGACAUGUGCUAAAGGCCUCAACAUACUCAGAUGGGAGCUACACAGAACACCAACGAGAGUGCCAAGGACUGACAUGCUGCGAGUGCCAGGACCCCUGCGGUUGGUACAGCGAUGAAGUCUGCUGAUCUAAGGAAGGAGCUGGAGUGUUCCGUCUGUCUGAACAUAUAUAACGAUCCUGUGACCCUGAAAUGUGGACACAACUUCUGCCGGGACUGUAUUGGUCGUAUGUUGGAUACACAGGAGGGGUCUGGAGGUUAUUCCUGUCCUGACGGUAGACAAACAUUCAGGAAACGUCCCGUCCUUCAGAGGAACAUAACACUACGUAACAUAGCAGAGAAUUUCCAGUCCACCCAUCCAGAUCAGGAGGAGUCCGGGGUCUUCUGUACUUACUGUUUUCACACUCCUGUACCUGCUGUGAUAUUCUGUCUGAUGUGUGAAGCUUCUCUGUGUGACAAUCACCUGAGAGUCCACAGCAAGUCACCAGAACACGUCUUAUGUGACCUCACCACUUCCCUGGAGAACAGGAAAUGCUCCGUCCAUAAGGAACUACUAAAGUAUUACUGCACUGAGGACUCCUACUGUAUCUGUGUGUCCUGCAGGCUGGAUGGAGAACAUCGGGGACACCAGGUGGAGACUCUGGAUGAGGCCUCUGAGAUGAAGAAGAAUAAACUGAGGAAUGUUCUGCAGAAACUGAUGACAGAGAGAGAUGAGAUGGAGAAAAGAGUCCAAAGUCUACAGGAACACAGGAGGAAAGUACAAGGAAAAGCAGAUGAUGAAACAGAGAGAGUCACUGUCCUGUUCAGAGACCUCAGGAGACGUCUGGAAGACCUGGAGAAGAGAGUCCUGAGGGAGAUCUCCGGGCAGGCAGAGCGGAUAUCUCUACCACUGUCUGAUAUGAUCCAACAGCUGGAAAAAAAGGAGGAGGAGCUGUCCAGGAAGAUGGGGGACAUUGAGAAGCUGUGUAACAUGACGGAUCCACUAACUGUCCUACAAGAAUCAGACACAGGUGACUUGUGUAAUACUGAGGAUGGAGAUGAUGAGGACAGAGAGAGAUGUGAUAAACUCCUCCAUGAUGGAGGGGAUCUGGAUGUGGCGGGGAUCUCACACACAUUACACACAGGGUUAUCUGAUAUCAUGUCUGGGGUACAGAAAUGUACAGGCACACAUUUCUCUCCACAUUCUACUAGAAAGGGCGAAGGUCUCACCAAUGCUGAACCAUCCAGGAAACGCCUCAAAGCCUCCCCCACCAUACAGCCAUCUAAGCCACCCCAACCCUCCCCCACCAUACCACAUAGCCAGGCCGGAGGACCAAAUAUUGGGGCUGCACAGCAAACAUCGGGGGUGUUGGGGUUUACAGACAUAUUACUGGAUGUGAGCACAGCUAGUAAUUAUCUCCAUAUAUCAGAUGACAGGAAAACUGCAUCCUGGUCAUCAUCACAUCAGAAUCGUCCAGAAACGCCAGAGAGAUUUCGGUGUUCUCAGGUGAUGAGCAGUCAGAGUUUCUCCUCAGGGAGACAUUACUGGGAAGUGAAUGUCGGGUGGGCAUAUAACUAUAGAGUCGGGAUGUGUUACCCCAGUAUAGACAGGAGAGGAGAGCAGUCGGUGAUUGCAUUUAAUAAGAAGUCAUGGGGUCUGGAGAAAUGGGGGGGUAAACAGUGCUCAGUGACACAUGACAGUAAGGAGAUCCAAUUAUCCAGCAGUAUCUCCAGUAAGAGAGUCAGGAUAGAUCUGGAUUAUGAGGCUGGGCGCAUCUCCUUUUAUGAUCUUUGUGACCCGAUCCGACAUCUCCACACCUUUACCACCACCUUCACUGAGCCCCUCCAUGCUGGGGUAUGGAUAUGUAAUGGUUGUAUAAAGAUAUCUGGGGGGAAUCAGAGGUGAGAUAUCAUAAGGUGGAGAAUCUGAAUGGUGUAAUACUCAGCCAAUAGGAGUUAACAGUUAAAACAACACGACACGAUUUAUUUAUAAAGCUGCAGGUUCUGGGGGCCAUCAUCUUCAUCCUAAACCUCACUUCAGUGAAGUGUGUUACUGACCAGGAAAAAGCAUGCGGGAGGUCAGAUUGUUCAGACUUCACUGGCUGCAUGCUUGUUCUGGGUCAGUGACACACUAGGAAGCAGAGCCAGGUUCAGGAUGAUAGCCCUGUAGCCUGCACCUUUUAUAGUGCAUCUGUAGCCAUACUUUUUUGAAGGUUUGGAUGGACUGGGGAAGGAUUAGCCCCCUGUUUUGUACUGCUAUCCAGGGCUCCUAUAGAGGCAUUUCCCUUCACUUCCUGUCCUGGUGACAAUGUUUUACUAGGCAGGAAGUGAGGUGAACUCUCCAACAGACAGACAUAAAAAUGCUUUUAUUUUCUUUAAUUGAGGGAAGGCUGGAACCUCUGUCAGGUUUUUAUUUUGUCUGUAUCCUUUGUGGGGUUUCCUUCAUUUCCUGUGUUCUGCCCUCAUUAUAUGUGGCUGAGGUAUAAUUAGACAAACCGCCAACUAUACUCCCUUAACAACUCAUUGAGGCAGGCGCAAGGUUCUUUUUUUCAACUUUUAUUGCAGGGAAGUUAGAGUAAAAAUAAAAGAAAUAACAUACAAUGAGUAUACACAAUAUACAAAUCUACAGUCCUAACACACUAGUCUAACUAGGGAAAGGGAUAUGAAAAUACCGGCGAUGUUUCCAUUAGGCUGACAUUAGAAUUGCAGCUGAAUAGGUGUGGAGUUCUCUGGAGACGGUGCAUGGAUGAAGGAGGAAGGUGGCUACUGGGAGCCACUAGAUGGCAAUAUUACAAUUUACUUUUCAUCUAUUAGCAUAUUCAACAAUUAAACAAAAGCACAUAAACCCUUGCUGAAGGUAUGACAUCCUGUCUGAUGAAACCUUGUCACCAGGACAGGAAGUGAGUUGAAAUCUUUCUAAUAAAGUAAAAACCUGACAGGGGUUUUAUGCAUCCCCAACUCCAUCCAAAAACUAGUACAGUAGGAUUUGUCUGUACAUACAUCUAAUAUGCAAACAAUUAAUGCAUUCGUAUGCAUGCCAACUAAUCAGUCGACCAUUUAUUAAUAUUAAAAAUAGUUGAAAACUAUUUUCAUAAUCAAUUAUUCUGAUUCGUUUUUUCAGACCUUAUUUCCUCCUAUGGCCCUAUUCAUCUAAUAAAGAGAAAUAAUUAUGAUAUACUACCAACUACUAAAUAAUGAUGAAAUUACAUGACUAAGUGCUUAUUUGCUAAUGUUGGGACCCUUGUAUAAUAUCAGAUUCUCUGUCUAGAAUGACUUUACAGAAAGAUGUUAUUAGAACAAAUUGUUGAUCUCCGGAUCCUUGGAAGGUCUUGUUGUGGAACAUAGAGACAGUUGGUCUCCUCAUUCUACAAUGAGGGAUUUGAGAGUCUGGAGGUCGGCCAAACUGAUAAGAUGUUCAGAGAUAACAGAAAUGAAUGUCUCUUGUAAUGAAUGAUGUGCUGUUGUAGAAAUUCUUAGGUGAAUGAUUUAUUAUGUAAAAUGUUGAUGUUUGGAACGGUCCUCCGUGACAACUGUUCAGGAUUGGAGGGUAAAAUCUUCCUGUCUGAUGAAGAGGUCAGAUCCUUGAUCCUCCUGCCAUGGCCAAUAGGUGCAGAAACGCCCCUCUCCCAAGUCACUACUUGUCUCCACCCACCACACACACAACACAAUCACCAUCCUUUGUUUCUACCCCAUACCCACCUCCCAGUACCACCUCUUCUUUUUUUCAUAAGUAAUCUUUAAGGAAUUUGGUCAUUAUAAUAAGAAAAUGAGUAAAAUGGAUCCCCUGCAGCCAACUACGAUAGCCCCCCAAGCAAAAAAAGACCCCCCCCCACAAUAAUAGACACCCCAAAAAAAUAACAGAUUCCCCCAGCAACAAUAUACUGCUUGCAACAAAAUACUGCCCAACAAAAACAGACCUGCCCCAGGACUAAUGAACCAGCAACAAUAGACUCUUCAGUAGCUACAACAAUAGACCCUCCAGUAGCUAGCAAUAAUAGACCCUCCAGUAGCUAGCAACAAUAGACCCUCCAGUAGCCAGCAACAAUAGAUCCCUCCCUAAACAGUAGAUCUCUCCCAGCAACAAUUGACCUACUAACAACCUAAUACCCCCCAGCAAUAAUAGAUUCCCCAGCAACUGGCAUCAUCAGACCCUUCAGCAUAUUCCAUUACCCCUUGCCAAUGCAUACAUUCAGUGCUUUUAGAGUCGUCCCCCCGGCUGCAAAAAAGCCCCGGCCAUGUCUAAGGAUCUCCGCACACCUUCAUCUCUCUACUUUCUAAUUUUAACUUUUACUUUGUAAAUCUUCUCUUCUAAAUAAACGUUUAAAACCUUCA
Rana temporaria (common frog) is the source of this 4355-nucleotide messenger RNA. RefSeq names its product E3 ubiquitin/ISG15 ligase TRIM25-like. Gene Ontology annotation, molecular function: zinc ion binding; protein binding. The transcript is spliced from 2 exons. The record is from RefSeq and is a predicted model, not a curated record. Lineage: Eukaryota; Metazoa; Chordata; Amphibia; Anura; Ranidae. The coding region runs from base 160 to 1929 and encodes 589 amino acids.